AGUAAUUUUUAAACGUAUAUUAUUUAGUCCUUCCAGAUGAUUAUUUUGUUCAUGCGAACUAAUAGGAUUCUGCAGCCGCAAUCAAUUCAAUAGGAUUCUGCUGUGCAAUCUUUUGCCGGGCUCGAUUUUCCUACGACUUGAAUCAUUUGCCAGCAACUUGCAAAAUUUUUGCUCAAGUUCUAUUUUUCGGGUUACGGUCAGUGUAUUUGCCAUUUAUUUACAUUCGUACGAAACGCCGCAAUUCCAUUUGAACUGAAAUUAUAGAAUUGUAGGAUGAAAUUAUCCAAGAAAAAGUUACCUCAAUGAUGGUAACUGGAUGGAGUUACCUCUUAGUUUCUGCGGUUCCAGUGCGAGCUGGUACCAUUUCGAACUAAUUUACUAAUAACUUUAUUCGAUCUUGCAAGCAGCUAACUGUUAUUUUUCAAAAUUUUCGUCUAUUAUAUUUAGCAGGGUUUUCCAUCUAUCCUACGCGUUUGACUAAUGCACUUGUUAAGCGAGAUUUUUUCGAUACAUUCCAAACGCUUUUUUGUUGCCAGCUCGUCUACGUUUCCUGUACGUGUGCUGGAUUAAUUGACAAAGGGGAGAGAUUUUAUACGUAUUACCUCUAAAACUAUUUCAGUUCUACGAUUUUAGUGUAAAUCCUCUAUAUGUGUCUUUGUGUUAUUUAUUAUAAUUAGUCUUAUUUUCCAUUCUGUUGUGGUUACAACUGAUAAAUAAUAAUUUAAUUGUCACCGUACUACUUGGCAAAAAGUGGUAGAGAAGUUUGAAUCUCGUGAAGGAAAACGCGUAUCGCAGAUAUUGUUUCUCAUCCGCGUUGAAGAACUAAGCAUUUAGGGAAUUAUCCAGAUAACUUAUGUGAAUCUCUGAAUUAGUAUAGUUUUUCUGAGCAUACCGGUCGCAGUCUUCUAGUCUCGCGGUAGUGACCACAUUCUCCGUGGUGAGUGAUGCCAUCCUGAAUGCUACUCCGCACUGGGAGCUCUAAAGGAGAUGAAGUUGGAGCUGCAUCAGCUAUCGGAUAAAGCCAAAGCUGCUUCUGAAAUUAUCCACAGACUGAAGAGCCAGCCUGCUCAGCUUGAGACUUGCAUGCAGAGCGUGGAGGAGGCGCUGGUAGCGCAGGUGGAGCGUCUGGUCGCGGCGCUACACGAGCGCAGGGACAGCCUCCUCAUCUGGCUGCGGCAGCAUAAGCUGCAGAAGAUCCUAGAGCUUCAGGAGCGCAUUCAGGACGCGACAGAAUCUCUGCAGGAGACCACAGUUGGACUUCAAUUCAACAUUGAAGCCAUCAAAGAAUCUGACCCCGUGUGCUUCAUGGAGGCCAAUGAAGUACUUAGCAAACGAAUUGAGGAGCUGAAAUUUGGGUGCGAUGAAGUCCUGGCGCAGGAGGCCGCUGUGGCGCCCUCAGCACAACUCCUGCAGUACCGCGUAGACGAGCGCCCUCUGGCUGAUGCCAUAUCCAACUUCACUUUCAUUCAGUUCCAAGCAGUGCCAGGCGUGCCGGAGUUCGUGCCGUCCGAGUGCAGUUCCGUCAACAACGCCGUGACCAUCGCCUGGCAACCACAGCCUCCUCUCUGUCACUCCAGCUUCUCCCUGCAGAUCGAUGACGGCAACCGAGGAGAAUUCAAGGAGGUGUAUAACGGAGACGAGUGCGUAUGCACCAUCGACGGUCUACACUUCAACUCGGUGUAUCGAGCUCGAGUGAAGGCGUGUAGCGCUGCAGGCGCGUCUGAUUACACACCGCCGCUCACUUUACACACAUCGGAAGUGGCGUGGUUUUUCAUGGAGAGGAGCCACCCGGACGUGAACGUGUCUGAGGAAGGCACGCGCGUGUCUUGCGACUCAUAUGAGCAUCGCAUCAGUCUUGGUAGCGUCGCUUUCUCGCGCGGAUGUCACUACUGGCAGUACAAAUUAUUGACAUACGACACCAACGCAGAUAUUGCCUUCGGUGUUGCUGCUAAGGGUGUCAACACGGAGGCCAUACUUGGAAAGUGCGCGCGGGGCUGGUGUAGAUAUGUUGAUCGUGAGCGAGCGUGGAUGAUGCACGCGGGUGAGCACUUCAACAGGAGUCAGGGCGGGGUGCAGGUCGGCGACGUCGUAGGCGUUCGCCUCAAUACCGACAUCCGAACCUUGACGUUCUACCUCAACCAAGUGCAACAGUGUUCGAUGUUGCUGAAGAGUUGCAGCAGCGUUGCUACUGUCUUUCAUCCAGCGGUCAGUCUGAGUCGAGGCGUAACUCUCGCCCUCAUCUCGGGGCUCACUCCACCAACGGACACGCCGAUCUAGGAGUUCACGCCUAACUUAUUCAUCUCAGCAGCGGCAUUCACAGAACAGACCCAGAUUAUUGGUGUAGCUUUCGUUCAUGCUCCAUCCAAAUAGGAAAAUUUUCAAUUGUGCCGUAUCACUCGGACAUACCAUUUAGCAACGGCUGGACAAACAUCUUUCCACCUUCCUAAGUUAAGAAGUGAAUAAAAAAUCGCAGCAAAUUUUUCAGUAGGAUUUAGUGUAAAAUCAUCGCGACCUUCAACUGGAAUUAUUUUGAAAAAAUAACCCCGAUAGUUGAUCUGAAUAACACGAGGAAAUAUAAUUUAGGUUAGAAUUUUUUCUCUUCUCUCCGUGUACCCUUCGCAGCGUAAUGCUGCAUGGAUAGGAAUGUGAUUUCAAAAACUUUUUGGGAAAAAGGAAUUGGUUCUAUUCGUGAUAAAAAAAUGUAGACUAUCAUAUCAUCGAAAACAAGUACUGUACCAUAUCUAUAACAUCACAUGUGUUGUUCUACUUUUCUAAACUGCCCUAAUUUUAUAUAUUUGUACAUUUGUUUAAAGUAUACUUGAACUUGUUUUUUUUUCUGUUGAAUAAUACGUUAUAU
Messenger RNA from Hyalella azteca, 2857 nucleotides. Its product is annotated as E3 ubiquitin-protein ligase TRIM9. The record is from RefSeq and is a predicted model, not a curated record. The transcript is spliced from 10 exons. Gene Ontology annotation, molecular function: protein binding; zinc ion binding. Bases 988 to 2277 code for a protein of 429 amino acids. Lineage: Eukaryota; Metazoa; Arthropoda; Malacostraca; Amphipoda; Hyalellidae.